Molecule: messenger RNA, 1509 nt
Organism: Suncus etruscus (white-toothed pygmy shrew)
Lineage: Eukaryota; Metazoa; Chordata; Mammalia; Eulipotyphla; Soricidae
Gene: SNAPC2
Product: small nuclear RNA activating complex polypeptide 2
Exons: 5
Coding region: 44-1270 (408 amino acids)
Biological process (GO): snRNA transcription
Cellular component (GO): nuclear body
Molecular function (GO): RNA polymerase II general transcription initiation factor activity
Source: RefSeq, a predicted model, not a curated record
CGACUCCACCGCAGCGCCAACGCCGCAGCGAGCGGACGCCAGCAUGAAGCCCCCUCAGCGGCGGCGAGCGGCCCCGGCGCGCUAUCUGGAAGAGGCGAGCGCUCGGCCCGCGAUCUGGAGCAGCAGUGAGAGGCGGCAGCUGCUACGACUCCUGCAAGCGAGGCGGGGCAGGCCAGAGCUGGAGGCGGCGGAGCUGGCCCGGGAGCUGCCGGGCCGGAGCGAGGCCGAGGUCAAGAAAUUCCUCUGGCAACUGAAGGGCCGUGUAACCAGGGAAGCCUUUCAGAGGUUGUAUCCAGGUGGUGCUCAGGGCCCAAGAUGCCGGGGAACACAGACUCCGGCCCCCAUUGAGGUAUGGAUCGAUCUGGCUGAGAAGAUUACUGGCCCACUGGAGGAGACACUGAUGGCGGCGUUCUCACAGGUAUUCACCAUCGCAGCCACAGAGCCUGUUAGCCUCCUGCACUCCAUCCCCCCCAAACCAACACUGGUUCGUGGGCGGCCACUGAUUCUCAGCAUUCCCGGAAAACAAGCACACCCCACCACUGAGCCAUCCGGCCCUGCUGCAGAGGCGCCCAGGCCAGCUUCUGACCCCCUGGAUUCUAGCCUUAAGACUCCUGGCCCCACCUCUGAGGUGCCUAGCCCUACCCCUGAGGUACCUGGGCCCACCCCUAGUGUCCCUGCCCCUGCCCCCAGGCCACCUGGCUCUACCCCUACGGUGCCUAGCCCCACCCCACCAGCCCCUCUAGAGGGGCCAGAAGACCUGACAGUGGAUUUUGAGAAGAUCUAUAAGUACCUGUCUUCCCUGACACGCAGUGGCCUUGGUCCCGAGCUCUCAGCAGCAGAGUCUGCUGUGGUCCUGGACCUGCUUAUGGCCCUUCCCGAGGAGCUGAAGAAGCUGCCAUGCGAGGCCCUGGUCCAGCACAUGCUGGACAUGUAUCAGCAUCUGACGGACCCCCAGCCCGACCCCGCAGACGUGGAUGUAGGGGUGACAGAUGCAAGGACAGAUUCCGGGCCACAGGAAGAGGCCAGCCCGUCCCCCUCACAAGCUGAGGAGCCCAGAGACUCCAGGCCACAGGAAGAGGCCAGCUCGACCCCCUCACAAGCUGAGGAGCCCAGAGACUCCGGGCCACAGGAAGAGGCCAGCUCGACCCCCUCACAAGCUGAGGAGCCCAGAGACUCGAGUUCGCACUGGAAGGUGCCUGGUGUUUGUCCCCUGAACCCGUUCCUGGUGCCCCUGGAGCUCCUGGGCCGGGUCAGCAGCCCUGCACAAUGAGGGGUGUGUGGGCAGAGGGUACCCCCUUAUCUGCAAGCCUCCAGCCCCUCCCCACCUUUGAUCCUGCUCAGACUGGCCACAGAUCAUCAAGAGGUUCAAGGGGUUGGUAAAGAAAACAAAAAUAAUGAGGUCCAAGAAAUGUGCCUGAAUUUAUGUUUUUGGGGGGGCUUAGAAGUGCGGUUGAGUCAUGGCGGGGGUGGGGGCCCAUUGUACCUUGCCCCUCUCUGUGCCCUGAGUCC